Messenger RNA from Labrus mixtus (cuckoo wrasse), 11139 nucleotides. It is a transcript of the gene nav2a, whose product is annotated as neuron navigator 2a. The coding region runs from base 700 to 8187 and encodes 2495 amino acids. Gene Ontology annotation, molecular function: ATP hydrolysis activity; protein binding. Lineage: Eukaryota; Metazoa; Chordata; Actinopteri; Labriformes; Labridae. Gene Ontology annotation, biological process: nervous system development; neurogenesis. The transcript is spliced from 39 exons. The record is from RefSeq and is a predicted model, not a curated record.
GAGCAGUCGCUGAAGCGAGCGGACACUGUGUCCCUGCUGCCUGUUCUUUUUUUUUUUCUUUCUUUUCAUCUCUCCGUCUCUUCUCUCCUCUCCGCGAUAGAGCUCUUUCCUCCUGUCAUCCUGAAGCGUUGGGGUAAUUAACAGCUCUGUGGGACAGGAACUGCUCUCCUUUUUAUAGACACGAUUUUGCCAGGCACUGACGCUCACUCAGCACUCGGGAUGAAUGGACGGGGAACGCUCGCACUGCCACCAGGCAACUGGGGAUUCCUCUGAGUGAGGAAGUGGGAUUUCUGAUUUUCUUUCCUGGACUUUGCAGAGUGGAUAAUCUCAUUUCUGUUUGGACACAUUUCUUUCUAACAGAAAAACUCUGAGGAGGAUUUAGUCUGUCCUUCAUGAUGUAAAGAGCUGAGGCUGUUGGGUUCUAGGAAACAGGUGGCAUUCGUGGGGUUUUAAACCCCUCCCACUGCAUGUUGGGGAGCUCAUCUCAGCCCCCUGCUGAGAUCCAGCAGGAGCAGACAGGACCGGACACAUUACACACACAGCUUCAAUCAAGCUGCGGAUCAGGUGCAAACUGCAAGUCUGUCACGUCAAAUCUGGUAACACGUUCACACUCGCAGACCUAGCCGGGACUUACAUGAGUUCACGAGGAGUCUUGCUGAGUGGUCGCAGGUUUUCCAUCUCGAUGUGAGGCAGAAGAAGAUGCCAGCUCUCUUGGUCUCCUCAAAGAUGAAGUCCGGACUCCCCAAACCUAAACCGGUGCACAGCGCCCUGCCGAUCCCCCAGACCCAUACAAGGCCAACAGCUCUGGCUCUGACUCCAGCACCCACUAAGACCCACAUCCCCCUGCUGGGCCAGCAGGCGAGCUCAGGAUCCCCGAGGAGAAUGGCAUCACAUUCAGGAAGCCCUCAGAUCUACACGGACUGGGCCAACCACUACCUUGCCAAGUCCGGACACAAGCGUCUGAUCAAGGACCUGCAAACGGACGUCACAGACGGUGUGCUGCUGGCUGAGAUCAUUCAGGUCGUAGCCAAUGAGAAGAUCGACGACAUCAAUGGCUGUCCAAAGAGCCGUUCUCAGAUGAUUGAGAACAUCGAUGCCUGCCUCAGUUUUCUGGCAGCCAAAGGAGUCAACAUCCAGGGUCUGUCUGCAGAGGAGAUUCGGAAUGGUAAUCUGAAAGCCAUCCUCGGCCUCUUCUUCAGCUUGUCUCGCUACAAACAGCAGCAGCAGCAGGCCCACCGGCAGAACUCCCAGCCCUCUCUCUCCUCCAGCGCCCAGUCUCAGAGCGCACACCCUCCCCUGAGCCAUCAGAGCAGCGCCCCCGCACAGCUCAGCCACUCUCCGCAUGGGACUCCUGCCGCCACAGCCCAGAAAGCAGCACAGGCCGAGAUGCAGUCCAGACUUCCCGGCCCCUCGGCGAGGGUGUCCACUGCCGGCGGUGACAUCCCUCCCAGAGGCUCGGUCAGUGCUGCUGGGAACCGACGCAGUCAGGGCUUCAGCGACAAGACCAAAGCCAACUCACACCUGAACAGAGAUUCCUCAGAGGGCUUGACCUCACAGCCUUCGGUGAUGACUGAGCAUGCUCCGUCGUCCGCACUGACCGUCAGCUCCUCCACCAGCAUCCCAGCUGCUACCUCCGCCCUGAGUCCUCCCCCGUCUUCGUCGUCCUCCUCGUCGUCUACAGCCAUCCCCCAGCCCAACAGCAACAGCAAGCCCUGGAGGAGCAAAUCCAUGAGCUCUAAGAGCGCCUCCUCUCCUUCCACCAGCACCCCGGCGUUGUCCGCCAUGCAGUCAGUAAAGCAGGAGAAGGAGUCCUCCAGUAAGGCUGCACCAGCGAGUGACGCUCCUCCCAAGGUUGUCGCUCAGAAGUCGAUGCUGGAGAAGCUGAAGCUCUUUAACAGUAAGGGAAGCUCCAAAUCUUCCAGCUCCUCCAAUGGAGUCGGGGCUCAGACUGACAAUGCUGCCCUAGCCAGGCAGCUCAGUGCGGGGCAGGUGGAGAGAGCUGAGACAGGCUCCAACACCGACCCCCUGGAGGACGAUGACGGCAACGCACGGCCGGGAAUGAACGGUGCCAGUAAUGGGGCGGCUUACGGGUCUGCGCCCUCAGCAGGUACGACUGUCGCCACGACCGCCAGCAGCCCCAAAAUCGCCCUGAGGGGCAUUGCCCAGCGCACUUUCAGCAGAGCUUUAACUGCCAAGAAGAGCUCCGUCAAAGGCACGGAGAAAGAGAAGGACAGAGGGAAGGACAAGGAGAAAGGGAAGGAGGCGGGGAAACGUGUCUCAGUCCCUGACAGGACAGAGCUCAGGGGGGAGGAGCCUAAAGAGGAAGCGGCACCUGUAGCUGCAGACACAGACAGUUCGAGCAAAAGGACCUCUAAAAUCACCAGCUUCAUUCCCAAGGGGGGUAAAGUGGCCAAAAAGGAGAGCUCCACCCCUGCACACAGCGGAAUACCAAAGCCAGGAAGUAAAGGAGUCGGAGGGAAAGCUUCCUCAGCGAAGGAGGCGGGGGAGAGGCCUCGGAGCAUGCGGCUAGGAGGGGGUCUGGUCAUGCACCGCAGCGCCCUGGACAGAGACAGAGACAGAGACAGAGACAGCAGACACUCCAGCUCCACUUCCAGCCUGGCCUCCACCGAGGGAGGAAAAAGCAGCGCCGCCACGGUGGCAGGAGGAGGCACUACACAGAGCACAGCCAGCAACACUGUCAGCGUGCAGCUACCUCAGACUCAACAGCACCACAGCCACCCCAACACGGCCACCGUCGCACCUUUCAUGUACAGGUCCCAAACUGAUGGCGAGGGGACGGCGAACACCGAGACCGGCUCAGGAGGAAUAGGAGGGGACGUCUCCUUCACCAAGAGCGGCCAGCUCUCCAUCGAGGACCUAUCAGGGGAGGACCCAGAGACGAGGCGGUUACGUACGGUAAAAAACAUCGCUGACCUGCGGCAAAACCUGGAGGAAACCAUGUCCAGCUUGCGGGGAACUCAGGUCUCACACAGCACCUUGGAAACCACGUUUGAUGGCAACGUCACUACAGACGUCAACAGCGGUGGAGGAGGCAGCAAUAACAGCGCGGGGGGUCGGAGCAUCCUCAGCCUCACUUCCACCCGCCCCUCCCUGUCGUCAUGGCGACUGGGUCAGUCCAGCCCUCGCCUGCAGGCGGGCGAUGCCCCCUCUAUGGCGAACAGUUACGGGGGCCGGGCGGCGGCCGGGCAGGGAGGGCGCUACCUCUACCCCGGGCAUCUCAGACGGCAGCUGGCUGGCCGGGGAGGAGCCCUCUGCAGCGUGGACCUCGGAGACAGAGCCGGAGACGACAUGGACCUGGACAGCAUCUCCAUGGAGGUCACAGGAUACAUGAGCGACGGCGACGUGCUGACCAAGAACGCAGCACGCGCUGAUGAUGUCACCAGUGGCUACUUGACUGACGGAGGGUUGGGACUGUACACGCGGCGCCUUAACCGCCUCCCGGACAGCAUGGCCGCCGUCAGAGAGACGCUCCAUCGGAACACGUCGUCGGGACAGGGAGAUGCUGACAGCUGGGAUGACAGCAGCUCGGUGAGCAGUGGCAUCAGUGACAACAUCGACACAGAUGACAUCAACACCAGCUCCUCCAUCUCCUCCUACGCCAACACGCCCGCUGCACAGCGCAAAGGCCUCAACGCACAGCCUGUGACGGAUGCAGAGAAGCACUCGGCCUCCACAGCGGUGCACCAGGUCUGGUCAGGAGACGAGGUGAAGAGGCCAGACGGCGGGUCAGACAGCGGGGUCAGGAUGGAGACAGGCUCCAAGUGGGGCCGCCGGAACCCCUCAGACAUUUCUGAUGAGUCCGACAAGGGCGGCUCGGGGAGGAAGACCCCCUCUGUGUCCCACACGGGCUCCUGGAGGAGAGGAAUGAGCACUCAGGUGGGGGUGACUUCCCCCCGGACUAAAAGCACCAGUAGCACAGGCUCCACAAGCUCUGCCGGCCUGAAGACCCACAGUUCAGGUAAGACGGAUGACGUCAAGGUCUCAGAAAAGGGUCGCCUCUCUCCUCGCCCUAACGGCCUGCACCGCUCGCCCUCAGACACAGGACGCAGCAGUGGCGACGAGGCAAAGAAACAAUCGCUCUCCUCCGGCCGCACGGCGAACACACACGCCCUCACGCACACCGUCUCAGACCCUCACUCCCAGACACACACACUGGCGUCACGCACCCCGACCAGCACCUUUGGCUUCAAGAAGCAGGGCACUGGGAUGGUUACCAUGGUUACUGCGAGCGGUGCCACCAUCACAAGUGGCUCUGCCACCCUGGGGAAGAUGCCCAAAUCUGGGGGACGCUCCCUGACAGGAGGGUUGAAGUCGGGUGGGCAGGACGGAGGGUCAGCGCUGGGUCACCAUGACGACGGCUUCCUCCCCAUGAGCGCCCGCUCCACUCUGCAGUACCGCAGCCUGCCAAGACCCAGCCGCUCGGGAGCAGCUGCUCGCAACGGAAACCGCUCCUCCACCAGCAGCAUCGAGGCCGCCGUGCUGUCUGUCACGUCUCACGGCAAAAACUCACUCAGCAUCACCAAGACGAAUGGCUCUGGUGUUCUGCUGGCCAAUCAGACGGAUCGGGAGAAAGGCGUCUCGGAGAUCGACAACCUCAGGAGCGGAGUUGUGAUGCAGGGCGGGGGAGCUGCGACUGUCCCUCUGACAGGGAGACAGCAGGUUUCUUCACCGACACUUCGCAGGUUAUUCGGUGGGAAGCCCAGCAAACAGGCUCCGGUCACCACGGCGGAAAACAUGAAGAACUCCACUGUUAUCUCCAACCCCCACGCCACCAUGAACCAUGUGACCACGGUGCUGGAGUCUCCUGACGGGGGGCUGGGAGGAGGGGACGGCGAGACCAACAGCCUCCUGUUUGGAGGCAGACUGCAGGGAUCGGGGAUGGGGACGCUGGGCAGCGAGCAGGCCUCCAGUCCCGGCUCAGUCUACUCCUCCACCGGCCCCUCCAACAGCCUGACGUGGGGCACCACCUUCAGCAGCUCCUCCGCGCAGAGCAGAGAGAGCACGCUGGGGGGGCACGGCGGGGCGGGCAGCAUGGGAUUCCCCUCAGUCAGCAGCAUGCACACCAGCAGCGAGUCCAUCGACAUGAGCCUGGGCAGCGGCUGCCACGGGACCCACCGGGAAGACACCCUGUCUGCGCUCGGUCGCACCGGCAGCGUGAAGACCGGCAUGUCUGAGAGUCCCCUCUCCUCCCCCUCUGCUAGUCCUAUAUUCAGCCGAAACACGCUGCCUCGGAAGCAGGACAGCGGGACUCACUGUGGUAGAAACACUCUGCCUAAGAAAGGACUCAGGUACGGGCCGUCCCCUCAGCUGCGGAGCCACGAGGAGGCGCGUGAUUGGCUGCGCUCCCACUCCACCAGCGGGCUCCAGGACUCGGCCAGUAACUCCCCGUUCUCCCCCGGCUCCAGCCUCACCUCCCCCUCCGGCACCCGCUUCAACUUCGGACAGCUCGCUUCCAGCCCGACCUCAGCGGCUCAGAUCAACCUCGCCAGCAUGCGCAACAACAGCCUGACCAAUCAGGACGCCUCCUUUGACCCGUGCGGCGACAACCGCCUGAGAAACUCGUGCAUGUCACUCGACGAGAAGACGCGCACCAUGAGCAGGUCGGGCUCCUUCAGGGACGGCUUCGAGGAAGUUCACGGAUCAUCUCUGUCUCUGGUCUCCAGCACGUCUUCCAUUUACUCCACUAACGAGGAGAAGUCACAGUCGGAGAUCCGCAAGCUGCGCAGGGAGCUGGACGCCUCCCAGGAAAAGGUUUCCGCCCUGACGACACAACUGAGCGCCAAUGCUCACCUGGUGGCAGCGUUUGAACAGAGUCUGGGCAACAUGACCAUCAGACUGAAGAGUCUCACCUUGACGGCAGAGCAGAAGGACUCGGAGCUGAAUGAGUUGAGGAAGACCAUCGAGCUGCUGAAGAAGCAGAACGCUGUUGCUCAGGCUGCCAUCAACGGCGUCAUCAACACACCUGAGCUCACGCAUAAAGGAGACAGGACAGCCGGCAGUAACGGCAGUCCUCAGCAGCAUCAUCAUCAGCAGCAUCAGCAGCCUGACCUGCGCAUCAGGCGGCAGCACUCGUCCGACAGCGUCAGCAGCAUCACCAGCGCCACCAGCCACUCCAGUGUGGGCUCCAACAUGGACGCCGACGCUAAAAACAAGAAGAAGAACAAGAAGAACUGGCUGAGGAGCUCCUUCAAACAAGCGUUCAGCAAGAAGAAGUCUCCCAAGUCGGCCUCGUCUCACUCUGACAUCGAGGAGAUGACCGACUCGUCGCUGCCGUCGUCGCCCAAACUGCCUCACAACGGCUCUGCGGCCUCCAGCCACAUGCUCAGGAACACACACUCCAACUCUCUGUUGUCCGAGUGUUUGGACAGCGAGGCGGAGACGGUGAUGCAGCUGCGCAGUGAGCUCAGGGAGAAAGAGAUGAAGCUCACGGAUAUCCGGCUGGAGGCUCUGAGCUCCGCCCAUCAGCUGGACCAGCUCAGGGAGGCCAUGAACCGCAUGCAGCUGGAGAUCGAGAAGCUGAAGUCAGAGAAUGACCGUCUGAAGGUGGAGAAUCAUGGCAGCAGGAUGGGCUCCCAGGCCUCCAUCUCAUCCUCUCCUCCUCCUCACACACACAGCCAGGCCCAGGGGAGCGGGCCGGCUCUGUCCCAGCACAGCCUCAACCUGACCACCAGCGAGUCCACCAGCCUGGACAUGCUGCUGGACGACACCGGGGGAGAAGGAGGGAUGAGGAAGGAGGGCCGACACGUGAAGAUGGUCGUCAGUCUGGACGAGGCCAGCAAGUGGGGAGAGGAGGGUCGGACUCGUCAUUUUCUGAUUGGUUGCAUCGGCGUGAGCGGUAAAACCAAGUGGGACGUCCUGGAUGGAGUGGUCCGACGCCUUUUCAAGGAGUACAUCACCCACGUGGACCCCCUGAGUCAGCUGGGCCUGAGCUCAGACAGCGUGGAGGGAUACAACAUCGGAGAAAUCCAUCGACCCAGCUGCCUCAGCGCCGCCCAGACGCCCGAGCUACUGCCCUGCGGGUACCUGGUGGGAGACAGCAACACCAUCAACAUCCAGCUCAAAGGCGUGAGCACUGAGAACGUGGACUCUCUGGUGUUCGACACUCUGAUCCCGAAGCCGAUGCUGCAGCGCUACGUCUCCCUGCUGAAGGAGCACCGACGCGUCAUCCUGUCGGGCCCCAGCGGCACAGGAAAGACCUACUUGGCCAAUCAGCUGUCUCGACACCUGCUGCUCCUCGAGGGCCGGCCUCUGACCCCGCACGCUGUCGUCACGUUCAAUGUGGACCACAAGUCCAGCAAGGAGUUGCGUCAGUACCUCUCCGGUCUGGCUGAGCAGUGCAGCGGCGUCCCGGGGACAGAGAGCCCUCUAGUGGUCAUUCUGGACAACCUGCAUCAUGUCAGCUCCCUGGGAGAGAUCUUCAACGGCGUCUUCAACUGCACCUACCAGCACUGCCCGUAUAUAAUCGGCACCAUGAGCCAAGCGACGUCAUCUGCCCCCAACCUGCAGCUCCACCACAACUUCAGGUGGGUGCUGUGUGCGAACCACAUGGAGCCCGUGAAGGGUUUCCUGGGUCGAUACCUGAGGAGGAAGCUGAUCGAGACGGAGAUCGGCAGCCGGACGCGGAACAUGGAGCUGGUGAAGAUCAUCGACUGGAUCCCGCGAGUUUGGCACCACCUGAACCGCUUCCUGGAGACACACAGCUCCUCUGACGUCACCAUCGGACCUCGCCUCUUUCUGUCCUGUCCCAUGGACGUGGAGGGAUCUAGAGUUUGGUUCACCGACCUCUGGAACUACUCCAUCAUCCCGUACAUGCUGGAGGCUGUCCGAGAGGGACUGCAGCUGUAUGGCCGCAGGGCUGCGUGGGAGGACCCUGCUGCCUGGGUGAUCGACACUUACCCGUGGUCGGCCGCGCCAACCCCUUCUGAAUGGCCCCCACUGCUGCAGCUCCGCCCAGAGGACGUGGGGUUCGAUGGUUACUCUGCUCCAAGGGAAGGGCUCAGGAAAGAGCCCCCGCAGAGCGACAGCGACGCAGACCCACUGAUGAACAUGUUGAUGCGUCUGAAGGAGGCGGCUACGUCGUCGAGCCCGCAGAGCUACGACAGCGACUCCAACAGCAACAGCCACCAGGACGACAUCCUGGACUCGUCGCUGGAGUCGACCUUGUGAUGUCACAACGCUACACUGGGAUCCGUUUUCAGGAGGAACUUUAUCAGAAGAACUGUCUCUGCUGUGAGAAUUUCACGCCACAAAAUCCAGCCAACCUUAAUUUUGGGUGCAGGUAACCCAAAUAUUUAAUAAGGGGAAAAAAACAGACAAAAGGAAAGAUUUUACUGCACUGGGCUGCAUUUUUUUUUUCUUCACCGCUGUGGCCCGUGGCUCCUCAUUUGUCAGGAGCCUGACUUCUACUUCAGAAUUUAAAGCACACAGCCUGUCGCUGUCAGUGAGCAUCAUCAUCAUCAUCAUCAUCAUCAUCAUCAUCAUCAUCAGCAAACACCAGCCAGGAGUCCUCCAGCCUCCCCUGAGUGCAGUGCACCCGAGCUGCCUGCAGAUGGCGACACAGAGCCUUGCAGCAGUGAGGUAACCGCUGCUGAGAACACAAAUCAGUGCUGCUGCUGCUGGCGGGUUGUGAUGGAUGGAUCAACACUCAGCUGCUUUCUGCUCCUCCUCAGCCUGAAGUUAUCUGUGACACUCCUGGAGGGUAAACCGAGCCAAAGUGAAUGUUAAGUCCUGCAGCAUUUCUAUUCACACUUUGAGAACCUCCACAAAGAGAUCACAGCUCCAGAUGCUGUUUGAUUUGAUGUCACUCAGAUCCGAACUACACAUCCAUGCCGAGUUUCUGAGCUGAAAAAAACCUUAGAAGUAAUGGUCAGCGACGGAGGUACGCGUCCACGGAGAGUAAAUACAAGAGCAGGAAUAAUAAAUAAUGCAUACCAAAUACAUGAAAUAUCUUUAUUCAAAAGAGAACUGGGACACAUUUGUUUUUGUUUGCAAUCAAACAAGAAGAAGUCAAAGAGCAAACUUUGUGCAUUGCAAGUGAUUCAUGUUUUGUUGAAUUUUAAAUGAAAACUUGGAUUACUUAAAAAAAACACUAAUUUUUAGACAUGUGAUACAUUUGAAAAUCACAGAAAUAAUAAUUUAAAGUUUUUUUCCUCGUGGUUAACCUGAACAUUGUGUCGUCUCUUUCUUGGUUAAAGUGACAAUUUUCAUGAUAUAUGGCAAUAAUGGCAACAUUUCAGAUUCAAAAGAGCAAUCCGAACACAAAUUAAACUUUCAGAUUUUCAAAGAAUGUUCUUAUUUGGAAAAGUUUUUUGUUGCAAGUGCAUUCAGUUUUGCUCUUUAAACCAGUCGGUGUGGUUGCAUAAUAAUUUGUGCAAAAGAAGCCUCAUAAAAGAGUGAGCGGGGAAUGCAAUUCCAUAAUGUAAACAUGUAAACAACGACAGUUAAGCAACACAUUCAAUGCCAAAAUUGAUGUAAAUAUCUGAAAGCUAAGGAGAAUCUUUGUCUCCGGUUGGUCAAAAAUGUGCACCACACUCCCUCCUAACACUCUGUAGGACUUCGAUCCUGCCUCAGAGCUCAGUGAAAAAAAGCAGAACGACACAAAUUGCAAAAAGUUCAACUGUAGACCCAAGCACAAGUCACACCUGCUGAAAAUAAAGAAAGUGUUUCUCAUCUGGUACAACAUCUGUAGCUCUUUCAAAGGCCAGGCAACGAUGAAACGGCCUUGACUCAGAUUGAAACAUUCACAAUGGCUGGAUUUAUCCUUUGACUCUCCGAUGUCUUUUCUGUCUCCACCACAUCGCUUUAACCGCUUAAUAAACCUUUGUGGUCUCCACGCACAUUUGGCCCAAACAGGCUGUUGUAGCACAAAUAUUAAAUGGUGCUGGACUGAUUUUUUUUUUUUUUUAAACAAUGCCUUACUCUUUUCUAACAGACUAUGUGCAUUACGCUGAUUCUUUAUUCGUCUAAGUGGCUGUAAACUAAACAGGGCUGCGAGGUCGACCUCUCAUCAUAUCAAACACCGACGCCGUGGGCUUGGGACGCGAAUGAGAAGCAGUACUUUGUUUUUUUUUUUAAAUAUUAAGUUGUAUGCAUGAAUGACCCAGUGCUGUGAAGCUGGUGUAAAUAUUUGGACCACUAGAGAGAGGAAGACAGAAAAGAUAUAUAUGUGAUGUGUUUUGAUGCUUGAGAUGAGAAUAUUUGACUGAUGAGGGAAGAUUAAAAACGUGUUGAUUUUAUACCUCAUCCCCAUCCUGUACUGUGCUUUGAUCAGAGUCUCUUUUGAUUAUGUGAUUUGUGAGGAACAAAAUGUCAUAAAUUGGACUAAUUAAGUGAAAACUAGCAUACAUGCUUCUUUGUGUAUAUUCAUAUAAUUAAGGUAUGGAGGUACAUGUGGUUGACUGAUGAUGUAAAAGGGUUCAAAGUCAUUUCUGUGGCUUAAAAAAGAAAGAAAACAGACUUUUUCUUUGUUUUAAAGCUCCCAGCUUGCCCUUCAGGAACGGUGAGCUCAAGUUUAAAGCCGGGGUGGGUCAUACAUUGCUUCAGUGUUUUUGUCACAGAUCCUAUGCAACAUUCAUUCUGAUCCCCAAAAGGAAGCCAAAAGCUGCAUGUGCGUUUGUCCAGCACUGCCGAGAUGUACAGCAAGGAUCCAGACUUGUGCAGACUUAAUUUGGAUUUGUCGUCCAUUCAUGUGUCUGUGUGUUUUAUUUUCUCGAGGUUCUCCUGCUGCGGUCCUUGUAAGCACAAAGAGACUGAAUCUGCUGUCUGUCUCGUGUAACGCCCGCUCUCAGACGAGCGGGUGUCUUUGAAGCAUUUGAAACAGUAUGUCAGUUUAUUACUCACAAACUCAAUGAAUGUUUAGCCUUCUUUGCUAUGUACAUUUUUGAUAUGUAACAUAACUUUGUAUAUAGUUGAUUAUCUUGGAACAUUUGAUGACUUUUUUCUAGCUGAUUUGUAACAGUACUUGAAAAAAGAGUAUUUUGUGUACAGUCUCUUUACAUCAGAGCAGAUCGGUGCCGUUUGUCACACCUGGUCUGUCCAGGGCUCGUUGAAUUAAAUCUAUCACUGUACUAGUCUUAAGUUAUUGUGAUUCAAUAAAAUUAAUAAUUAUUUAUGAAUGAA